Messenger RNA from Trachemys scripta elegans, 1826 nucleotides. RefSeq names its product family with sequence similarity 155 member B (gene NALF2). Gene Ontology annotation, biological process: calcium ion import across plasma membrane. The transcript is spliced from 3 exons. Bases 552 to 1826 code for a protein of 424 amino acids. Gene Ontology annotation, cellular component: plasma membrane. The record is from RefSeq and is a predicted model, not a curated record. Gene Ontology annotation, molecular function: stretch-activated, monoatomic cation-selective, calcium channel activity. NCBI's taxonomy places the organism in Eukaryota, Metazoa, Chordata, Testudines, Emydidae.
ACAGCUGAAGAUGGCGACAGAUUGAGGGGGGAUGGAAAACAGGAGACACCGAUCCAGGAUGAUCAGGAACGGGAAAAACGUUGCCCACCAAAAAAGAAAGAGGAAAGCAGAGUGAUUGUGUGUGCAGGGGAGGGCAGAGGCAGGCAGGAGAGCGGAGAGGAGGCGAGGCACCCCGACAGGAUGAGGAGGGCCAAGCGCUGACUGUGGGGAGAAGGAGUAUGCUUCUGCCUGGCUCCGCUCUGGGCUGAGGGGCUCGCUGUAUGGACUGGCAUUGGCGAACAGCAGCCUGGACAUGUUGAGGACCGUGGCGCUGAUUUUUCUUCCCGCAGCAACAUGCAAUGGCUGGUGGUAGCAUUUAGCAGCCCAGGAGGAGGUGGAGGUGGUGGAGGAGGGGAAGGCACUUCCUUGUUUCUAGCCAUGAGAAUGAUGCCCAUCAUCACACCAUGCUUCAGAGGAGGUAGGUGACAUUGUUGGGGGGAGUCUAUAAGAGGAGAGGAGCAAAGAGAACCACGCCGGAGACCGCAGUAGCCCCCCCACUCAGCCCCUAAAAUAUGAUCAGGGGGGCUUGGAUGUAUCCAAGAGAAGAUGACGCUGUGUUAAAAAUUUGUUGUGCACCAAGACAAAACGACAAACCCUGCGCUGAUUCCGAGAGGGCACAGAAAUGGCGAAUGUCUCUGGCAUCCCUUCUAUUUUUCACUGUCCUCCUCUCUGAUCAUCUGUGGCUCUGUGCUGGAGCCAAGCUCAGAUCCAAGGAUAGGAGCUUAGCCAUGCAGACGCCUUGGGGGGACGCAAGCCAGCGCGCCUUCCAGCCACAUUUCCUACUGACAGGGGAUCAACAGUCACAGGAGGGGAGGUGUGAGAUUUUUUUAAGCAAUUUGACCAAAUUUGCUGCUCCGAUCCCAUAUUGCACUGGUGCCCGGGGUCAUUUCGAUCUGGACUCAGCUUGCACCAAAUUGUAUUCCUUGCAGCGACUCUUGGGCUCUUUCCCUUCUGUACCCUUAAGGCCACCCCCCUCCUCCUCCUCCUCCUCUUCAUCAGCCUCUUUUUUUUCCUCUUCCUCCUCCAAAAUAAACUUCUUAAAGGCUUAUUUUAGGAACUUCAACCUCUCUUUUUGUGAUACUUACACGAUCUGGGACCUGCUGCUGGGCAUGGCCGGCCCAGACAGCUUGGAUUGCAGUUUGGACAACCUGAUGGUGGAUUUCGUGGCUGCUGCAGCCGGUGCUCUGGACGGAGAGGCGUGUAGCAGCUGCGUCCAGGCUUAUCAGAGGCUGGACCAACACGCUCAGGAAAAAUAUGAGGAGUUUGACCUCUUGCUGGAGAAAUACUUGCAAUCAGAAGAGUAUUCAGUUAGAUCCUGCAUAAGAGACUGCAAGAGCGAAAAUGUGAGAAUUAAAGGAAAAUGCAGCAAAAUCCGAUUGGAAAAAUCUGUGGCUUCUGCAAAAAUCCUGUAUAAAAGGACCCUGGCCAUAAAGAUUUUGGAGGUUCAAAUGAAAGGUGCUGCACUGACAGCUGUGGAGGGUGGGAUGUCUCUGUACACAACACAUACAGCACAGACAGGGGGGACAAACUUCCUCUAUAUGGUGGCUCCUGUCAACAUCCUUCAGCCUGACCUGGAGGAGAGGACCCCCGCUAGGGGUGUGAGAGUAACUUGGACUUCAUGGCCCACUCAGCCCUUGACAUCACUGCAGAGAAUGCCAGAAAGCAGGCCAAUUAGUGCCAGUUGUGGUGAUGGUGGCUUUUGUGAUCUGGAUACCUGCCCACGAGGAACUGGACUGAGACCCACCAAACCCAUUCACAAAAUGGCCAUUAAAGCCAUCAGAGAGUAA